AGUAAAUCUAUUAUAACGAAAAAAGAAGGGGGGGGGGGGGGGGGGGGGGGGGGGGGGGGGGGGGGGGGGGGGGGGGGGGGGGGGGGGGGGGGGGGGGGGGGGGGGGGGGGGGGGGGGGGGGGGGGGGGGGGGGGGGGGGGGGGGGGGGGGGGGGGGGGGGGGGGGGGGGGGGGGGGGGGGGGGGGGGGGGGGGGGGGGGGGGGGGGGGGGGGGGGGGGGGGGGGGGGGGGGGGGGGGGGGGGGGGGGGGGGGGGGGGGGGGGGGGGGGGGGGGGGGGGGGGGGGGGGGGGGGGGGGGGGGGGGGGGGGGGGGGGGGGGGGGGGGGGGGGGGGGGGGGGGGGGGGGGGGGGGGGGGGGGGGGGGGGGGGGGGGGGGGGGGGGGGGGGGGGGGGGGGGGGGGGGGGGGGGGGGGGGGGGGGGGGGGGGGGGGGGGGGGGGGGGGGGGGGGGGGGGGGGGGGGGGGGGGGGGGGGGGGGGGGGGGGGGGGGGGGGGGGUGGGGGGGGGGGGGGGGGGGGGUGGGGGGUGGGGGUGGGGGGGGGUGGGGGGGGGGGGGGGGGGGGGGGGGGGGGGGGGGGGGGGGGGGGGGGGGGGGGGGGGGGGGGGGGGGGGGGGGGGGGGGGGGGGGGGGGGGGGGGGGGGGGGGGGGGGGGGGGGGGGGGGGGGGGGGGGGGGGGGGGGGGGGGGGGGGGGGGGGGGGGGGGGGGGGGGGGGGGGGGGGGGGGGGGGGGGGGGGGGGGGGGGGGGGGGGGGGGGGGGGGGGGGGGGGGGGGGGGGGGGGGGGGGGGGGGGGGGGGGGGGGGGGGGGGGGGGGGGGGGGGGGGGGGGGGGGGGGGGGGGGGGGUUUGUAUGUGGGUUAG
Messenger RNA from Dicrocoelium dendriticum, 858 nucleotides. Lineage: Eukaryota; Metazoa; Platyhelminthes; Trematoda; Plagiorchiida; Dicrocoeliidae. The record is from the annotation of a GenBank genome assembly.